AUGCUAACUGUUUCAAAGCCUGUUGCGAAGAAGAUUGCCAUUGCUGCUGGUGUGGCUGAUUUCAACAUUCUCCAAAACAAUGGCAGGAUAGCUCAUCAGGUCGUGGACCAUAUUCCAAAGCCCAAUGAACCGGAAGGUCUCGGCAUUCGCUGGCCUGCCAAGGAAGCAGACAAGGAAGACCUCAAGGCUCUCUUGGAGGAGCUCAAGUCCAAGAUGUAG
Molecule: messenger RNA, 219 nt
Organism: Trichophyton benhamiae CBS 112371
Lineage: Eukaryota; Fungi; Ascomycota; Eurotiomycetes; Onygenales; Arthrodermataceae
Exons: 2
Coding region: 1-219 (72 amino acids)
Biological process (GO): nucleotide metabolic process
Source: RefSeq, a predicted model, not a curated record